This is a messenger RNA of Caenorhabditis sp. 36 PRJEB53466, 6869 nucleotides long. The record is from the annotation of a GenBank genome assembly. NCBI's taxonomy places the organism in Eukaryota, Metazoa, Nematoda, Chromadorea, Rhabditida, Rhabditidae.
AUGUAUCAGGGAAUUUAUCAACUGUAAGAGAGUUGAAGGACAAAACUGAAAACAUUCGUAAUUCUUACAGAAACAUCAGUUAGUUAUGAUUUAAUCUGAUGAUGGCGAAAUGUGGAAAGGUGGUACAGUUGCGAGCUUAAUUCAAAUUACUGUUUGUCUCCUCGAUUUUCCUAUUUUUGUAUCUACGGAACGUUUUAGGGAGGUGAGUAUUUUGCAAGAAUUGGCAUUCUACUGCAAACGUGCUCUGUUGCCCAGACAUGCAACGGGCCGGGCUCAUCGAAAAAUCCAGAAAAGCCCGGCCGGCCCAGAAUUCCCUGAAAAGCAAGGAAAUUUGUUCUGACGAAUAGAUUUUUUUCCAACUUUCGUAAUCUAAACCGAGUUCCUAAUCUAGCUAGAUGAAAAUUAAAUCUAGCUAGAUUAGACCGAAAGGUAAAUCUAAUUAGAUGAAUUUUGAAUCUAAUAUCAGUGUUUUUGCUAGAAAAAAAAUUUAAUUAGAAACAUUUUUCUUUGUCAAUCUAAUUAGAACAUUUAUUAGUCUUGUUAGAAAAAUUUGCAAUCUUAUCGCAGUAAAUUAGCAAUCUAACUAGGUCCGGUUAGAAACGCGAAUUAGCUAGCUAGAUUAGAAACGGUUUCCCUGAGCAGUAACCGCCAAGCUUCCAAUUUUUCUUCGGAAAUGAUCUGAGAAAUCGAACAUAGAGAACUCUGUUUUUUUAUAAAGUUCAAUUUUACUGUGUUCUUCAAAAGGAGCCAGGUUAGAGGUAAAUGUAAAGUUUUUGUGGGAGGUUACAGCUUCACAAUUUUCUGUCCCCUGUAGGUUUUGCCGACCCUUGACUGGGUGUCCUUCUAUUAGAGGUGCCCUUCUAUGACAGUACUUACGGUAGCUAUAUAAUUUAAAAAAUAGCAACUACUGGGCAUACUAGAGACCCGCAACUAUAGCGAAAACAACGUCGUGCUCGACACUCCGUGUAAGCCCCCAGGAAAAAUAUUUUACAGGUCUCAGCUGUGAAUCCCGUUCAUCUCGUGAUUCCAUUGCCGGACAAUGACGACUUCAGUAAUGGAAAAAAUCCAUUCCUGUUUUCUUCGCACAAAGUUAAACCUUUAGCAGAUUUAGCGUUGGAGAGAGUAUACAGGGAAAGGUAACAUUCUACAUUCGAAUCGAGAGUUGGCAGCCCGCACACUUUAUUUUACAUCGUUUUUCCCUGUAUUUUUCUAGCUAGAAUCAGUUUAGCAGACGCGCUCCAUUGAAAUCACACCCGUCGCGUGCGCUGCGACGCGGUUGGCGCUAUGCCAAGUUUUCAAUUUCAAUUAGAAAAAGGUGACUGAGUCGCUACGCAGCUAAUUGUGAAAACGACGGGAAAUUUUGAAUGAGUUCGGCCGCGUAGUUUUUGGAACCCCGUGUCUAGAGCAGCAAGCGGUACCUGCGUUUCGCCAUUUACUUUUUUAAUUCCAGGAUCUUGCCGAAUAACUCUAUAAAUUUAAUCUAUCGUAAUUCGAAAUUGUCUGACGCUAUCGGACCUAAUGUAGCUGUCGAACAACUUUUGGAGGUAACAUCAGAGCACAUGUACAAUACACAAGACUGUAAACCUGAGCCUGCUGCGCGAUGUCGACUUCAGUUUUGCUGAUUUUUCUCGACUUUUCGACAAACUCUCAAGUCGACACUUCGCUCUACUUAUUAAUAUAACUCUUCACGGGUUUGUCCCUCUGUUUGUCUCUUUGUUUAUUUCUCUGUUUAUUUCUCUGUUUGUCCAUCCCCACUUCAUUUCUAAAACAAAAAAUUGUGACGGAGAAGUUGAGAAAUAAACACGUGAAUUUCCUAACGGAUCUGAAAAUCCAACAAGCGGCGUAGCCGCUUUCGAGCGCGCAGCGGGCCCCGGUUUCAAAAGUCUUAUAAAAAUAAAUCUUUUUUUUUCAUUUCUAAAACAGGAUAAGUUGUAACGGAGAAAUUAAGAAAUUAACACGUGGACUUUCAAACGGUUCGGAGAAUCAAAUAAGAGGCUAAGCCGCUUCCGAGCGUGAGCUCUGCCCACGCAGCAGGCCCUGGUUCCAAAUGUCUUGUAAAUAAAUAAAUAAAUAAACAAAAGGACAGACCCCAUAAGACUUUUAUUAAUAAGAAUGAUGGGGGAAUUUAUCUGCAAUCGCGCUCUGUUCCUAAUCUGGCCGAGAUUUCCUGCAACAGGUCUCAACAAACGGUUAUGGGGCUAUUUGAUGUAUUAUGGCGGUAUUUGACUGCAAUCGCGGUCCACCGCAAUCCCACGAAAACCCGGCCACGACCGCGACCUUUUCCAAUUUAUGCCCUGUCCAAAGUCAAAAAAUCUGUGAAAUCGAAUUGAAAUUGAAAUUCUACAGAAUCUGUGAAAUCGAAUUUAAAUUGAAAUUCUACAGAAAAAAGGGGUGCGCACAGCUGAAACGAAUGUCGCCGUAUACGGUAUACCAUAAAACUACGGUAUUUUUUGAAAAAGUUUAAAUUUAGUGAGAAUAUUUGAAAAUAUUCAAAUUUUUUUGGGCAAAUUUUCAAAAAAUGGUAUAUGGUAUACGGUGAGAUUCGUUCAGCUGUGUGCACCCCGUUUUUCAAGAAAAUCCAGACUUGCCAAAUCCCGGGCCGGCCCGGUCGGCCCGGCUCCGCCCACUCUUGAGAAAAUUUUCGUAAUUUUUGUGAAAAUUUUGCGACUUUAAACAGCAAUUUCUAUUUUUUAACAGGUUUUUAUGCUAUAACAUUGCCUUUUUAAGUCUAUAAAAUUUUAAGUCUAUAAAAUUAUGUUCGUUUCGAAGUUCUAGUUCGCUUUGAAUUUUUAGGUGCAUCCUCCCGGGCCGGCCGGGCCGGGCCGGAAAAUUUCCAAUUUUGGCCCGGCCCGGCCCGGCCCGUUGCAAGUCUGAGAAAAUCUCUGCCGACUUUGGACAGCGAAAACACUAUGGAUUUCGUGAUUAUUGUGACUUUGGACGCCCACGGCCCGACUUUUGAUACAUAGGACUUUCGGUUUUUUCAAUAUAUCUCCAGAAAUCGAACAUAUAGACCUCUGAUUUUUUGAUAAGAGUUCAAUUUUACUGGGUUCUUCAAAAUGAGCCAGGUCAGAGGUAAAUGUAAGGUUUCUGAGAGAAGUUACAGCUUCAUAAUUUCCACUUCUCCGUAUGCUUUGCCAGCCCGUAUCCAAACAGUUGGGACGGGGACGAAGGAAACCACGAGACGGGGGGACAUGCUGUACUGGGUAUCAUGAGUCAGGAAAAAGAGAUGGCCCCUAUUCCAUUUCCUUUUCCAUUUCCUUGGUACCACGAGACGGGACCACCCCGUCCCAAGCCGUUUGGAUACCUGUUCUAGCUCAGGUAAAUUGUUUGUAAUCUAGCUAGCUAAUUCGCCUUUCUAACCGGACCUAAUUAAAUUGCUAAUUUACUGCGAUUAGAUUGCAAAUUUUUCUAACUGGACUGAUAAAUUUUCUAAUUAGAUUAGCGAUGCUAAUUAGAUUGCAAAAACACUGAUAUUACAUUUAAAAUUUAUCUAAUUAGAUUCAAAUUUCGGGAAAACCUAUCAUCACUUCACCGCUCCUGCCCCCUUAGAAAAGCCCGCGAAGUUCAAAUGGGGCCCCGCCCCUUCAGCGUUCAAUUCUUGCAAGUAGCGCGCGCAGUUUUCGCAACGGUGCCGCACGCAUUUUGCUCUUCAGUUCGACAGUGAAAAAACAAGUUAAAAAACAUUUGUUGUCGGUUUUUAGUGUUUUCUUUCUGAGAAGAAGAUGCAACAAGGCGAAAGAAUAGGUUUUGAUAACAAAAAAAUAAUUUUCUGCUUUAAUUUUCAAGUAUUAGUGUUCAGAUCAAUGUGUGCGGCAGCGUUGCGAAGACUCAGAGUGAGCUCUCGAGACCAAAUCAACAAAAUUGGCGAGACUCUCGGUAACCGAGAAGUGUGAAGACUUCUCGUUCUCGGUACCGAGAAGUCUUUAGACUACCGAGAAGUCUCGGUACCGAAGACUUCUCGCCACCGAGAAAUCCGAGAAAUUACGAGAAGUCUGUGUUGAAGGGCUUUUCAGCCUGAAACAGACUGAAACCGCUUUUUUUGUGGAAAUAAAUGUUUUUAUUUAAUUUAAAAAAUUAAACAAUUAAACAAUUAAACAACAAAAUAAAAAGCAGAAAAAUUAAACAACAAAUUUAAAUGUAAAAAAAUUAUUUAGAAAGAAAUAAAAUUAAUUAAAAAUACAUUUUAAGUUGUUUUUUAAUUUUUUAAUUUUUUAAAUUAAAAGAAAACAUUUCGUUCCACAAAAAAAGCAGUUUCAGCCCUUCAACACAGACUUCUCGUAAUUUCUCGAUGGCGAGAAGUCUUCAGACUACCGAGAAGUCUCGGUACCGAAAACUUCUCGGUACCGAGAAGUAUUGAUACUUCUCGUUCCCGGGAACGACAAGUCUUCACACUUCUCGGUACCGACGCUUCUCGGGAAGUUCUCCCAUUACUUUUCCCGGCAAUUCCCGGGACUUCAAUCUCGGCAGCUCACCCUGCGAAGACUGCGCGCGCUACUUGCAAGAAUUGAACGAUGAAGGGGCGGGGCCCCAUUUGAACUUCGCGGGCUUCUCAGGGGGCAGGAGCGGUGAAGUGAUGAUAGUACUACUGUUUUUGUCAAUACAUUUUUGUAAAAACUUUGCGUUAUUUUCAUUAUACUCAAUUCAUCGCUAUUGCCCCCUCGUUGUUUGCUUACUCAAGCCUAAUUUUAGAAAUUUUGGCUUGAGUCUGCAAACACCGCGCUGUUCGCAAUCUGGCCGAACUUUCUAGGCCACGAUGUAAUUUUCCACUGAAAACGUGACCUAACUUUUCAAACUCGGCCUCGAGGUCGCUCAAUUUGCACUGCAAAAAGAGUUUCUCAACAGAGCGCCAUUUCUGUGCGGUGCCCCUAUAAUGCCACGUCCAAUGUCUCGGAAAAACCGUAAAAACCACAGGUUUUUCUGUCCAAAGUCGGCCGAAAUUUGCGUGAAAAACGGGGGUGCGCACAGCUCAAUGAGUGUAACCGUACCCCUAAAACUACGGUAUUUUUUGAAAAUUUGCGCAAGAAAUUUGAAUAUUUUCAAAUAACCUCAAGAAAUUAACAAAUAGAUUAUGUUUAGAUUUCAAAAUCAGCUAGCUAGAUUCAGAAAUCUGUAGCAAUCUAACUAGGUCCGGUUAGAAACGAGAAUUAGCUAGUUAGAUUAGAAACGAUUUGCCUGAGAGUGUCGUACCUUAUUUUCAACAGUAGAUGCAUUCUUGCUAAUUUUUUAAGAGAAAAAUCGAUUGCAUCAUCGGCUAUGCAUAUGGGUAUGCGCUAGCGCCAGUUGCGCGUAUGUCGCCAUAUUGGAAAAAUGGAAUCCCAAUAAUUACCCCUAUCGGUUUAACAAUGAGCCUAGAUGACAAGAAAGAAUAUCAGCUGAUGACAAGAAUAAACAGUCCCUACAAAGUGAGUUUUAUAGUUUCUCCUUAUUUUUCAUGCCCACAUUUAGGUCGUUUCAAGUGCUGUUUCUUCCCUUUUUAAAAGUUAUAACUGGAAACGACAUAUUUUCAUGUUUCAUCACGCCAAAAGCCCGACGAUUGCUGUUGGCGAAUGUUUUCUAUUAAUGGCUAGUUUGCAGCAUCCGCUUCGCAACGUGAGUUAGUAGAAGUUCUGAAGUUCUACUGUAGAACGGCAUGAUUUUGGCAACCCGGCUCCGCCAUUCCUAUUUGCGUGCUGUCGCGCGGUGUACUACGCUUCUUACUUUCAAUCUAUCCGGUAGUUAAAAAUCUAUCCGUUAUACAAAAAUGCUGGUAGUCGAAAAUCCGGGUAGUCACACACAGGUGAUUCACGAUCGCUCUAUUGAGAACGUGGACCUGUGAUAGGCCUAUAAUAUGCCUAUCCCGAAUAAAAAGUUCGCCGAUAGACGCAGUGUAGGCAGUGGGGCGCACUCUUUUGAAAUAGACUCUUCGAUUGCAAUCGAAUUUCCAGAGUUAUGAUCAUAAUCUCGAUAUCGAACGUUCGCGAUUGGUCCACAAUGGGCGUUCGCGAUAGGUCUAUAAUGCGUGAAAUUUUCGUGGUCGGCCUAUAAUGUGCCUAUUCAAGGACCUGCUCCGAGUUCUCUGUAGACACAUCCGCGAACUUGUAAUAGACCCGUCGCGAAUCACCUGUGCAUAAAUCUAUUUGGGGAGUCUCUGUUCCUAUCUAAUUUUGACGCAAAAAUCGGAAAUUUUUUUUUUCAUACGCUGAAUAACCCCAUAAGCGUAAAACUUUCUUGAAUUGCUGAAUUUCUCUGAUUGUAAAUUUUGCAAAUUUGAUAACAUUUCAUAAUUAGAUGCAAAAUUAGCUCCUUCUGCUAUUCGAAUCUAAAGAAUACAAAACGUUUUUAAUUAGAAUCGAAAUCUAAUUAUUAGAUGUAAAAAUUGAUCUAAUGGCAAUUAGAUUCUAACGCUUUUUCUAGUUAAAUUGCAAAUGAUUUACCAGAGAAGAGUUCUGAUUCAUUCGAGCUAGGCUGGUCGAACAGGCGAUUUCAGGCGCCUGCGCCUGUUUUUUCAGACGCCUGUUCGACCAGCCUAAUUCGAGCUGAUUUUCGGAAACGUAAUCAUUAUGGCCAAUUCUAACAAAGAGCGCAUGAGAAGCUAUUUAAGAGAAAAGGUAUUUUUAGUUUUUUGUUCAGCCGGCCGGCGAACUCGGCAAAAACCGUGGCCUAGUUUCCAUGCCGCGACCCCGGACCAAAUAGACUAGAAUUUACCCUCGCAAAGAAUCACCGUGACCGAGUGAUAAACAAUAUUUGAAGUACGUUUUCAGAUAAUUGAAAUGCAACACAACUUCUUUACUUUUAAUGAAGACAGUGGAGGAAAUGCAACAGUCGAAAGUCGUCAAAAUCAGUUCAGGACUUUUCUGAGAUCCAGCAGUUACAUAGCAAAAGGCGAGUGA